Cuculus canorus (common cuckoo) is the source of this 6383-nucleotide messenger RNA. RefSeq lists its product as uncharacterized. The transcript is spliced from 2 exons. Gene Ontology annotation, cellular component: cytoplasm. The coding region runs from base 53 to 1771 and encodes 572 amino acids. The record is from RefSeq and is a predicted model, not a curated record. Lineage: Eukaryota; Metazoa; Chordata; Aves; Cuculiformes; Cuculidae.
ACCGCCCCUUCCGCCGCGCCGCGUUUCGGUUUCGGUUUCGGCCGCCGCCGCGAUGCAGGAGCUGCUGCGGGACUACGUGCGGUACUACCGGCGGCGGGCGGCCGAGGGGCGGCUGGCGCCGUGCGAGGAGGCGGCGCUGAAGGCGCGGGCGCGGCGGGCGCUGGGGCUGCGGGGCGGUGCCGCGGGGCUGAGGGGCCGCGCCCCACCCGGGCUGCUCGGGGCCCUGCGGCGGCUGGAGCUGCUCUGCAUCAAUCUCCUCAUCCAGCCCUGGCGCCCCGAGAUCCGCACCUUGAAGACAUUCACCGGUAACUUUGUCUACUAUAUUCAAUCUGUGCUCCCAGAUGACAUUAUAAAAACAGUGCUGGAGAAAAUAGGUUACGUUGCAACAACAGCAACAGAGUUUUCACUUGUCAAAAAAAUAAACAAUGAGGAGACAAAGCAGAUUGCAUUUGAAAUAUUCCUGGCAAGAAUUGAGUGUGAAGCCAUCCUCGAAAUGACAGAUGAAGAAAACCGUGGCAAUUUGGAGAAGGCCGUACAGGAGAGAACACAAAUGCACCAGCAUCAUGGAGAUAAGGACAAAGAGGAUCAGACACCCCAGAGAGAAGACGCUGGAAAUCUAGAAAAUGAAGAAAACUGUGAGACGUCUUUGUGCCUUGCUACUCAACAGAAGUGCUCAACUAAUAGCGAUGUGUCCUUUGAAGCUGCUGGGAACCAGAAGAUCAAAGAUGACAUGCCUCAGUCAGAAGCUGCUCAAUCCUCUCACAGGCUUGGGGAACACCAAAGGCAAGUCAUUAACACUGUACAUUUUCCAGGCAAAUGCUCAGACAGCGAGGACUUCUUGAUGAAAUAUAGUGACAUUGUCAUAAGACAAACACCUAUUUUCGGUGAGAAUCUUUCUCCAAAAGCUUUUGAAAAAAAGCCAAGAGCUGGUCUAAGUGAAAAGUAUGUUUUGGCAGUCACUGCAGAGUCAACUGCAAAUGAGAUCAUACCGGUACCGCUCUCACCAGGAGCGAGCGGCCCUCCAGCCUUUGCAAUAUUUGCUGAUGGCUCUGGUGACACCAAAACUGCUUUGGAGUACAAAGCUCAAGAAGUCCCCGAAGAAUCAAUUGAAGCAGAAAUUAACGAUGCAAUAAAUUGCAUAGACCCAGAUCCUGCAGAUGAACCCACCGAGCUGACGUCUCUGCCCUACAAGGACGUUGCAUCUCUCCAAAACUGCAGUGUCCCUAGAGAGGAGGAAGUUUGUGAGCUGUCUUUAACCUUCACUGAACUCCAAAUCAAGGACGCUCAGGAAGACCUGAUGUAUCCAGUAGAGGAAACUGGGCAGCCUGAGUCAGUUCCAUAUGCAAGUACAUGUGAUGGGAAUGUAGGAGAAUUUAAUCAUUCCAAAAUAAACCAGACACAUCUGACUAAUGCUCAGAUGCAGAACAGAGCAGCUGCGCAUACUGAGCCAUCUUCAGAUCUAUGCUGCACUGCUGGGAACAUGGGGGAUCCCACUGCUCCUUCUGACAGCAAGAGACUAUUGAUGGACACCCCUAGCGCACACACAGCUUCAGAGUGCUUCAGGCACAUCAGAGAGCCGCCCAACCUCACCUACAUCCCACCGCAGAGUAUCCACGUUCACUCCACACACCUAAGAAGGACCAGCACACAGCACAGAAGGAAACUCUUUCCUCCUGAACAAGACUCUUCCGAAUCCAGUGAAGUGGAGAACUGUAAUUCAAAAGUAAAUGAAAUCCAGGAGCCUUAUGUUAUUGUUGACAAAACUGACUAAGAGUCAUUCUUGUGCCAUCACAGCUGAUUCUACCCAGGCUUUAUUUGUAAUGUGCCUGCCUAUUUCUCCUCUUGCGUGUGGACUUCAUCAUCUUUUCAAGGAGAUGAUUAGUUUUGUCAGAACAGUUUCAGAUAAAACCAAAACCACCACCACUUUUGGACACUGAACAAGAGAAGUAGCUGAGCAAAUUCUUAAAUGGCCCCUUCUUAUCUACAACCUUUGGCACCGAAAUGGUCACCAUUCUAAAGCACUGACAGCUUCCAUAAAUUUAAAUCCAUUUGAUUCACCAGACAGAUUCAUUCUGGCUGUACUUAAUACCGGACAGGUUUCUUCAGUUAGGCGUAAUUCUACUUCUCCCUUCCCUUUUUGCUUCUACUACUUCUUCUUUCUGCAUACUUCUAAUUCUCCCUCCGCCCUUCCUUCUUCCCCUUUAUUUUUCGCUUUACAGACCUACUUCUGGAGUUUUCUUCAAGUAAAGCAUGCUGUACAGUGAUAGAAACAGGUACAUGGUUCGACACUGGAAGAAGCUGUGCUCUGAGCUAAUCUUGCUCCCAUUUUUAGUUGAAAGCAAGUUUAGACAGUUUGAUAACAUUCCUUUAGGUUUGAAGAAGAAACCAGCCCUAUGAACGCUUUAUUUUUGCAUUAUGAAUAAUGAUUUAGAUCUUGUAGAUGCAAUAACCUGCAUUACAGGUUUUAUACCUGUCUCCAGUUGUUACCAAAAUUCUUUUGUGGCAACAGCAACAAAUUUCAGAAGCACUGAGCAUUGUAAUUGUUCACUGCUACCAGAAAGGGAGAUCAGCUACUGUUGCCAUUCCUCUUGCCCGUGUUCCUGCCACUUAUGUCACUACCAGCUCUGGAGUUCACUGGAUUUCCCCAUCAGCCAGUUCAUCGCACUGAAAUGAAGGGAGAAAAACUGCCAUUCCCUGCCAUUCUAGUGGCAGGAAAAAAAUCACAUCAGAGAAGGGUCCCGGUGAGCAUCAGAGCCAGGAUAAGGGAUAUCCUGUAGGUGGGAGUGCUGAGAAGGAAGGGGGACAGGAUUGUUAAAACGGCUGUAAUCUGGAGCCCCAGCAAUGAAAAACUCAUACACAACGUUUGAUUUAAUUCAGAAAAGCAUACAGAAGCUGGUACUGUAUUUCAGCACAAUUUUCAAUGCUUCUCUAUACAAUUACCUGGAAAGACAGUUUAAUACUCCUUCAAGUAGCUUUUCCAGUAUCAUUGAGGUGGUCUGUUUGGCAUUUGUGGCUAAAACUGCUGAUAAGUCACCAGGGUUUUGGCUAUUGCUCAGCUGCAUUGGCACAGCUUUCUCUUUCCCCCUCCUCCCCUAUGAGCAACUUGGAGACAGUAACUGGGACAGCUGACCUGAACUGGCCAAAGGACACCAGCUUGCUAACUGCACCACAGCUCCAUCAAGUCACGGGAAUGCUGGUGGAGACAAUAAUGAUAUUCUAAUUAAUAGAUACGUUUGUUUCUGAACAAUGCCCAUCAAAUAAACAGUUAAACUGCGUGAAAUGUAUUAAAUAUAAAAUGACCAGGUUCUGAGAGUCUACUGUUUGUUCAAGUCUGAGUACCUGGACUGAAGAGGAAUUUUGUCUUUGUGUCACACUGGCCAGGACCAGUAAGUGUUCUGUCUGCCUUUGUAGGAACAGCUAUAAUGCACUUAAAAGUCAUCCAGAUGUUUUCAUCCGAGUUUCUUAUUGCUGCAUAAUCACCUUUAACUUCUCUUCCUGUACAAAUGUUGAAGUUUUGAGGUCUUGUGCUAGAAACUACCUUAGUAUUAGCAAAUUUUGGGGGUCUCGAGAGAACUGCUUUACAGUUUGAUGCUUCUGAAGAGCCAGGAUUUGAAAACCAGUUGAAAUAAAAUAUAAGUCGUAUUUAAUAGGUCUUAGGCAGCAGCCCUUUGUGCAGCUGCUUCCCCGUGAGUAACGCAAAACUGGGUUCAAAAACCUAGUUGUAAAUAGAGCCAUACCUGAGAAGAGGGACAGACAAACGAGACCAUCAGCUUUCUGACCCCGUCUGCCAGUGCCCUGUUGGUAGUAACAACUGCACCUCUCCUUGGCUAAUUAACUUAAGUAAGAGCAACCACUCAAGCAGCGCUGCUAGCCCUCCAAGGAAGGUGCUGCAUGUUUGUAGUCUAUGCCUGGCCUCUAGAGAGCUGUCAGCCUUAAUUGUGCUACAGCUGGUCCUGAUUGUCUGUGAAUUGAAUGGGGAGUUACUGACUGAUUGGAUGUCUUUCCAUCAUAGAGACAUAAGGCCAAUUCUGUUCCCAGAUUUAUAUGCUGCACACAGCCACUCUGAAUGGCUCAGCUCUCCCCAGCCUUGGAUUAGAGAAAUUCUCUUUUGAUCAGUGCAGACAGAGCUCAGGCAGCAGUCGUGGUAGCUGGGCAAUAUUCACUCGCACGACCUUUCCCCACUGGGUCUCUUAACAUUCUUCUCACACACACUCCCUCACCCUGUCUGGAGCGGAAGUGCUCAAGAAGCAUUGCUUGGGUUUUGUUGUUGUUUUUGAAUCCAAGAAUGAAAACUAAAACUCAAUGUUAAGACCCAAACAAAAAACCCCAAAACACACAAAUGGAAAGCAUGCAGACUAAAUGGGGGGAGGAAAAAAAGCCAAUUUGCUUCAGAAUUAUAAAUGACACCCUUAAAAAGACAAGCCCCUGAGAGAAUCAAAGCAUACUUGAGAGGGACUGGCAAAGGUUUGCAAAGCACUGAUGAAGGUGCCGGUCUCUAUGGUUCAGCACCAUCUCGCCACAAAAAGGCAAUUUCUGAAACAGCGCUUUAUCACUUUUUCCCUCCCUUGUUUCUAAGCACUGGGAGGAUGCCCCACACCACAGCUGAAGGUCCUACCCCUUGGAAAUUAAUUGGCAUAGCUCUCCAAGAUAGCCAAUGAAAUCCCACAAGGCUCAUUUCACAGCGUUAUGUAGUUUCACAGACAUAAAUAGAACAAAAUAUUUAUUAGAAUAAUGCUGAUUGCCCUUUUUCCCCCUCCUCAUAUCAACUGAGAGAUUUCAGGAAACAAAAGCAAAUUCUAGGCUUAAAACCAGCUAUUUUUAUCUCCACAUCUACAGCACACUGCAAACAUUUUUAUGACACAUGAGAAGCAGCCCAUUUGGCUUUGUUCCUAGUUUUCAUUAAAUACCCAAAAUAUUCUGUAUGAAAAUUUAUACAUAAAAAUUAACAGCAAAAAAUAAAAGUUCCCUGUAACCACUGUAUCUGUAUUUUUUUAAUAAAUUAUAUAAAUUAUUCCUUUCUAGUUCAUUGUAACUAUGUGUAUCAACAACCCACACCCAAACUAUUGUUCUGAUAUAAUGACGAAAUAAAAAAAUCUGACCCAAAAGCAAACAUUGCUUCCAAAAGCUGAAAGAGAACAGUGAUCCUUUGUGCUGUAAGAUCCUCUGUAGAAAACAAUUCAGUGCCCUUUGUGUGCAAAACAUACAGCCUUGGCUUCUACAACCCAUGACGAAAUUAGAAUUAAGAACAAACUGCAGAGGACUGAACUUCACAUUUAUAGAGCUAUUCUCCAAGAAACAGUUCUUUUGGUCUCUUACAGAAGAAAAAAUUUUGAAAGUUUAACAGCAAGUUUUAAGAGUGACUACUGUCCCCCUACAAAUAGGCUUCACUAAGGAAUAUAAUUACUUAGCACAGAAGAUCCUAUUUUUCAAGCCAGGAUUCUAAAGUUUUACAACAGAACGAUAGAACUGGGUUCACAAGCUUUACUCUGCUAACACAGUAUGUCACUAGGAAAUGCUCUCUCAGUGCUCUGCUCAGUAAAAAAAAAAAAAAACCAGCAGAUGGAAAUAGCUAGAAAGGAACUGCAUCUCCUGACUUGGAAAAUGGCACAGUCAUCUCACUACCAUGAUUUUCAGGCAUACCACAAAACGUAAAAUAAGAGCAGCGACGUGAUCUCCAAAAGCAAUACUGUCAGAUAUCGUUCAAAACCAGGUGAAACAUGGAAAAGCCAAGUAACCAAAAACUUACAUCCUCCAACAAGUUACAGACAAAUGUCUGUAACACGUGAUCAAAGUGCUACCUCAGUCCUGGACACCGGCCGUUUGUAGGAGCAAACUGAUGACAGAUACUCAGCUACAUUAAUAUCAGUGUGUUUUAAAGCACUGUUAACCUUGCUUGCUCCAUUAAACCAACCAAAACUAUCAUGAAAAAAAACCUACAUACCAUAGUUCCGAGAUUGUUCCCCUCAAAGAGAAAAACUAACGUGCCAGCAGAACUGCUGCAUUAAAAGGAUUAUCUUAAAGACAACACUCAAGAGCGUAGAGCAGAAAUUGUGAGCAACUCAACGCUUUAGCUAACAAGUGCAAGAACAAAACCCCCACUACCUUCCUCUACUCUCUAAGUACCUGUAAAUCACAGUAAAAUGAUCAAGAUAUAAACCCAAAGAAACGUGUGUCUUCAUUAAAAAAACCGUACAAUCAAAGAAUCCAAAACAGUUAAGAAAUAAAUUAAUUCUAUUCUUUUUAUAACUAUUUGAAAGGAAUAACAAGUACUGUUUGGUGCACUCUGUAUUUUCACUAGUCCUGAACUCGGCCGUGGUCUGGUCACUGAUUUCAUGAACAUUAGAGAGAAAUAAACCCUUUUAAAAACCUGACUUAAAAAAAAA